This is a messenger RNA of Camelina sativa (false flax), 991 nucleotides long. The record is from RefSeq and is a predicted model, not a curated record. Lineage: Eukaryota; Viridiplantae; Streptophyta; Magnoliopsida; Brassicales; Brassicaceae.
GAGAGGGGAUAUUUUGGUCAAUGUAGAUUGCUCAAAGCCCUUAAUCGCCGAGAGAGAGAGAGAGCAGAGAGCAGAGAGCAGAGAGAGUCCGUCCCGAUAAAACAAAACCCAGAACCAGAAGGCUUUCUUAAAUCCGCAGCCGCAGCCGCAGCCAGCCACAUCUCUAACCCUUUAAGGCUAUGUCGUCCUCCGCUCAAACCAUGUCUUCCUGGUUCAGUAAAUUCUCCAAAGCUGAGACAGGAGUCUUGUGGGAUCUGGAUGAUUGCCCAAUCCCUAGUGAUCAAACACCUGCGUCGAUCUCUGAUAAUAUCAAAUUAGCUCUCAAGAAUAAUGGUUACACUGGUAACGUUUCGAUGGUUGCUUAUUCCUCUUCUAGCGUGGAGCAGAUCAAUGAAGAAGAAGAGUUUGAAUCUGCCGGCAUCAAGCUUAUCGAGCCAGAUUCGAGGUCAAAACUGAUUUCCAUGUUUAAAGAUAUCCACAUCUGGGGAAUCACUCAUUUGAAUGAUCCAACAAAUUUGUUGAUCAUCUCCGACGACGACAUCUCCCAAAAUGAAGGUAUCGUAGAAGCAUUGGUGCGUUUGAGGAAAAGAGACAACAAUAUCCUCCUGUCUCACCCUCAAAACGCAUCAGGUCUGCUGCUCUCUACUGCAACAUCGGUUUGGCUUUGGAACAGCCUAUCAACUGGAGGGAAUCCUAUCAACAAAACCGGAAGCACCUCUUGUCCUCGAUGUGCCAAACGGCUUGCCAAUAAGCUGAAGAAGAAACGUCCGAUCAACAAACUCUCCGGCAAGUUUCUGGCGACUCUGUCUCGUAAAAGGAAGAAGACCGGCUAUUAAAGAACAGUACUAGUAAUGUUUUUUCUAUUUUUAAUUUUAGUAUCACUUGUUUGAACAAUAUGCCCCUAGUUAAGUGAUUCCUCUCGUCUCGUGGAUAUUGCUUCGUGUUUAUAGUAAUCUUUUGAAUUAAUGUUAUUUUAAUUAGCUUGCGCCAA